ACUCACUCCAUCCUGAAUAGUAUUACUUCUAGCCUCCGGUCUCGACUCCAGCCGUUGCUAAGAAUGUGUUGCAGAAAGAAACAACAGCAUCCAAUUGGAUAUCGGCAGUUGCAUUCGCCACAUUGGCAAGGCUGUGGAGAGCUAAAUCUGACGACUGCUUUGAGGGAGGCAACCGCUCCAGCCUCUCCUUCUGGAAGAACCAUCCAAGAUCCUACAACUUAUACCAAUCUCCGCUCCGAAAAAACCCCUAUGGCAGCUCUUCUCGCUGUCGGUCUUGGUCUUGGCGCCGAGAAGCUGGGACGAAGGAUAUCCGAUAAGAGACUUGAGCGAAAGGAAAAAAAAGCCAUCGCUCAACACGAUGCGAUAUAUGGCUCUUCUUCGUCAGCGCCACCUCGGCCAAGAACAACACGUGAAAGGCAAGACAAGAUAGCGAAGAAGCGCGAGGACGCUCAACGAGCACUCAAUGAGGCGCGGCAGGAGCGACAGCCUCUGCCAGAGUAUGAAAGCAGACGCAACAGUACCUGUGCAGGAAAGUCGAAUGAGGAGGAAGGGCCACCAAGUUACAAUGAUGUAGUGCGCCAGGAUGCAAGGCGAACUUGAUAUCGUUGACCGGGUUUCGGUAAUGGGAGCAUGUGGGUUAGUCCUUACAUGUACUGUUUUACGUACAUGUCGAUAAUAUAUAGAAUCAGAUUCACUUCU
Messenger RNA from Pyrenophora tritici-repentis Pt-1C-BFP, 699 nucleotides. RefSeq lists its product as uncharacterized. NCBI's taxonomy places the organism in Eukaryota, Fungi, Ascomycota, Dothideomycetes, Pleosporales, Pleosporaceae. The record is from RefSeq and is a predicted model, not a curated record.